Malaya genurostris is the source of this 1920-nucleotide messenger RNA. RefSeq names its product ras-related protein Rab-14 (gene Rab14). The transcript has 5 exons. Gene Ontology annotation, cellular component: phagocytic vesicle; Golgi apparatus; trans-Golgi network. Gene Ontology annotation, biological process: endocytic recycling; Golgi to endosome transport; defense response to bacterium. Gene Ontology annotation, molecular function: GTPase activity; GTP binding. Bases 352 to 999 code for a protein of 215 amino acids. NCBI's taxonomy places the organism in Eukaryota, Metazoa, Arthropoda, Insecta, Diptera, Culicidae. The record is from RefSeq and is a predicted model, not a curated record.
UCAAAUGUUUUUGAGUCAUCCAUAUUGGCGAAGUUUUAGCUACGGAAGUGAUGAACAAGUUUUGCUAAAUAGUAGUUUUCUUUAUUACGCAGCAUUUACCGAAUAAGAAAUUGUUAUUCCAGUGUUUUCUUUUGCUCUGUUUCUUGUAUCUGAAAUGCAUUAAGCGAUAGAUAUUUAUAUAAACCCCAAUGGUUUGAAAAGACAGAGUGUACGUUCUCGCAGUUCCAUUCUUCACAGUGGCUGAAAAUCCUGAUCCAAGUUAAAUACAUCCAGUAUUUAUACGGAAACUACUGUGUUGCAAUAAUCAGUGCACAUUGAUAAAAUUGAAGGAAACGAAGUAAAUUAAGCAACAUGUCCGCUGGCCCGUACAACUAUUCGUACAUUUUUAAGUACAUUAUUAUUGGUGAUAUGGGUGUUGGAAAAAGCUGUCUUCUCCAUCAGUUUACCGAAAAGAAAUUUAUGGCCAGCUGUCCCCAUACGAUCGGUGUUGAGUUUGGAACACGGCUCAUUGAGGUGGACAAGUUGAAAAUCAAACUGCAAAUAUGGGAUACCGCUGGGCAAGAGCGGUUUCGAGCUGUUACUCGAUCGUACUAUAGAGGAGCCGCUGGAGCUUUGAUGGUAUAUGAUAUUACUAGAAGGUCGACCUACAAUCAUUUGUCAAGCUGGUUGACUGAUACGCGAAAUCUAACGAACCCUAAUACUGUGAUAUUUCUGAUUGGUAAUAAAUCAGAUCUUGAGAGCACCCGUGAGGUUACCUACGAAGAGGCGAAAAAGUUUGCCGACGAAAACGGACUUAUGUUUGCCGAGGCCAGUGCAAUGACCGGCCAAAACGUAGAGGAAGUGUUUUUGGAAACAGCCCGCAAAAUUUACCAAAGCAUUCAGGAUGGUCGUCUCGAUCUAAACUCGUCUGAAACAGGAGUUCAACACAAACCAUCGCAACCUACUCGAACAACGCUCAGCAAUGACGUGCAGAACAAUAAGGACAAUUGUUCGUGUUAAUCUCAGCAUCUCGUGGCCAUUUUAGUGCGAAAGGAACCAAUAGAAACUGUAAUAUUUCGGAAAACAGAACCCCGAAUUCCACUAUCACAGGAAUACUAAUCGGUCGGAAUCUAUGUCGUUUUGCCAAAGUGAGUUCGAAACUGGCACAAGAAUAAGAAUCACCACGGUAGACAAAACUGUACUCGUAGCGAUUGCUUAUUUUUGUGAACAAUUUAUUUGUUAUUAAAUAUUUUAUGUUUUGUGUUGUCCAAGAGUUGAAAUACUCUGGAGCAUGACCAGAUUUUAUUAUUUACUAAAAUAUUUAUUAGGUUCUGUUUCAUGAUAUACAAGGUCUAAUUCUGUAUAAAACAUAGUAAUACACAUGUAGUAUAUAUUAAUGGCCCCAUCAAAUGUAUGCAGGUUUAAAACAAAAGCAAGAGCAAAAUUCAAAACGCUCACAAAAUUCAGUUGCUACUUUCCACUAUACUAAGUGAUUUUUGAUUCCAUUUUGAGUCACCAUAAACGAGUAUCCCACGUACAUCCUUUCCUGUUCUUUAGUACAAAGCAUGUGCUAAUCCGAAUCUGAGUCUUUACCUGGAGCCAGUUGAUACUUUAUAAACCAAUAGCGGCAGUGAAAUAUGAAAAAGAGCAAUGCUGCCAGUAAAAUGUCCAAUAUUCCAUUGAAAAUCCGUGUAUAUUGAAUUAUAAUGAGCACCAGCAACAGUCAUUGUCUAAAACUUUAUAAAAUAAUUAGCAUUGGAGAUAUUUGGAAAAUCAAUUAGUUUAAAAAGUCCUUAAUGAACAAGUUAAAUACCAGCACUUAAGUAUUAAAUCGAAUUGAAGAAAAAAUAUAUACUUAGUCAAGUGGACAUAAAAUGAACAAAUAAAUAGAAAAAUUAACAUUGUUCGAAAUAAAAUCUUUAAAUCGAUAUAACUCGGCUA